This is a messenger RNA of Pieris napi, 4306 nucleotides long. RefSeq lists its product as uncharacterized. Lineage: Eukaryota; Metazoa; Arthropoda; Insecta; Lepidoptera; Pieridae. The coding region runs from base 303 to 3866 and encodes 1187 amino acids. The record is from RefSeq and is a predicted model, not a curated record. The transcript is spliced from 14 exons.
AUAAUGUAACUGAUGAGUGAUGACUGAUGACAAGUAAUAAAUUACUAAUAAGUAUGUAUUUAAAACAUGGAAUUAGUAGGUGUUAAAUAAUUAAGUAAAAAGUUUACUAUUUGAAAACAGUGUAAUCUAUUCGUAAUUUUAUUAGUAAUUGAACAGACUCAACACUGUGACGGCAAAUCGAUAGUAAUAUUAUGAUUGUAAUUAUCGUAAAUAUAAACUACUACACCAAGCAAGGCAAAGCGGCUUAGACAACUAAUAAGAUGUAAACAAAUUGUAGUAGUUCUAGUAGAUAACUGGUCACCAUGGGAUCAAAAGACAAGAUCUGGGCAAUAUCAGAGCUGACAAAAUUUGCUCAGAAAUUCCAGAAAGUAUAUGCUUUGUGCAAUAUUUCUUGGUUUCACCAGGGCAGGCCUCCACUAGCAAACAGACACAAUAUGGCGCUGAAAGAGCUGGCUUGCUUGCUGGGCGAGCCCACUGACGCGCGUUACAUGGAGCAGCGCGUCUACGACUUCAUUGGCAAUUUGCUGCAUCUGAUGCGUGACGUGGCCCGCGAGGAGACGCCUUGGGACACGCUGCCGCCCGUGUUAAAGCGUCUCGGCACUCGCCUCAAUUUCAUCGACGUGGCGUCGGUGAUGGAGACGGGCGAGUGUCGGGCCGACGGCGCCGUCAACCCCGCCAAGAUGAAGAGCUUCGCGACGAGGCUCGUGAAGGCGGUCCAGAGAGCCGUCGCCGAGCGUGCGAAAUCGCAAGCCCUUCGGGGAUUGCCGCCGCGCGAAUGGGACACGGCCCGCUUCCUGAAGAGUAUAGCCGCCGUCGAGGUCUUCGCCCGCGAGACGUCCGCCGACGCGGGCGCCCUGCUGCAGAUCUGGCUACGCAUGUACGAGGAGACGCGUCGCGAGCUGUGCCGAGGGGGCCGCGAGCCGUCGCUGUCGCCGCCCGAGUGGCGGCUGGCCGACCUGCUUCUGCUGCACGAGCCCGCGCUGCCGCUCCUCGAGCGCGCCGGCGAGCAGGUGUGUCCGGAGCGAUCGCUGCGCUUCCUCGUGCGACUCGUGGCAGCCGGCACGACGAGGCUGGCGCGGCGCGAAGGCCCCGACCCGGUGUUCGGAGCUUCCCUCCCGCCGCCGAAUCGCCCCGAGGAGGCGCUCGAGUACGGCGACUGGGUCCGCUCCGUGUGGACGGCCGUCCACAUCGCUUUCUGUAAAAAGGAGCAUCCGGUGUCGAGCGUGCUGCUGCAGCGGCGUUGGCACGAGCUGCGGCUGCUGGCUCGCGAGGACCGGGAGGCGCCGACGCCGUCGGCGCUGCUGCUGAGGCGGUUCCUCGACGCGGAUAGUGCGGCUCCCCCGUCUUGGCCGAGCCUAGUGGAGCGGGGACUGGUCGUCGACCUCACUGCGUUGGGAUGCCAGAACCCCGAUCUGCUGUGUCUCCUCGACGAUAUCGAACACACCUUCGUGUCGGAGAUCCCUUCGGAGGCGAUCCCGCAGAGAGACAUCGUGCGACAGCUUCAGGCCAUGGACCCCAGCCGGGCCGAGGUGUCCAUCCUCUUCGACCCUCACUCCGACUCCGAGCCCGAAGACGGCCCCGCCCCUCCCGCGGCCCCCGCCGACAAGGACGACUCGCUGAGCUUCAUCAUCAGGCAAGCCCUCAACUGUCGAUCCGUCGUGCGACUGCAGGCGCCGCGUCUGCGGGAGCUCACCGACGACAUCCUCGAGAAGAACUCCGUGCUCGCCGACAAGUGGGACGACUCGGACGAGGAGCGCCCUCUGGUCAUCGACGAGACCAAACCCGAAAUAGAGAGCGAGACGAGGAAGCGAACUCUGAGCAACGGCGUGGAGACCGCCUCCGAGUCUCCGGCCCGCGACUUCGAGGCGAAGGAGGAGCCCGACGCGGCUGAGAGGGUGAAACGAGAGAACAGCGAGGAGGACUCGCCCGGGCUCAGUGAAAAGUUGGCGAUGCAGGUGCGCGUGGUGCUCGAGAGGGUGGUCGAGACGGCCGACCGGACCCGUCGGGGCCUCUCGCCGGCCGAGCUGUCGCGGCGCCACGGGGUCGAGGGACAGGGGGCCGCCUGGUGGACCCGAAAUCUUCCUCUGGCCGAGAAGUGCCGCCCUCUGCGGGUGACGCUGACCCGUCUCCGUCGUCGACCGGCGCCCCGCGUCGCCCUGCCGGACAUCGACGAGAUCCGGGAGAUCAACAGGAGCAUGCUCACCGCCGAAGUCGCCCCGACCUUCGUCCGUUCCUCGGAGUCGGUCUCCGCCGAGACCCUGGACGUCGACGACGAGCGGCCGGAGAGCAGACGGUUCCAGUACCUCUACGGGGACAUGCUGAGGAUGAUGGCUCGCAACGCUAAGAGAUUUCUGCCGGCGACGCGACCCACUCCGUCGACGGACGCGAAGGCGGCGCCCUACCCCGGCCCGAAGGCCGUCGCCGAGACGUCGCAACUGAGCGACCUCGAGAAGUGGGAGAGGGAGAAGCGCGUCGGCCUGCAGUACUUCAGCCUGCCUCAUCUGCUCGACCCCGAGCCCCGGCGGCGGGCCGAACUUCGGCGGCGGUCGGCCCCCGACCCGACGCCGCCCCGUCCGGCGGCCCGCCUCGUCUCGGAGUCCGAUUCCGAUUCCCGAGAGGACGCGGCGAGUCCUCGGGCCGACGAGAGACCGGCCGGCAUACUGGACGACGAGCUGAGCGACCUCAGGCGAACGGAGAAGGCCGACUCCCGACCGAGGGGCUCGCCCGUCUCCGGCUUCUUCGCUCCCGGUCCCGGUCCCGUGGCUCCCGGCCCCGUCGCUCCCGGCCCGGUCGGCUCGGAAGGCGGACUCGACGUCCUCAAACCGGUGCAACCGACCGCGGGAAUCCACAAUCCCGUGAUCACGUGCGGAAGUCACUCGAUAAGACUCGUGGAAGACACUCGACACACGGCCGCCGAGAGGAAGAGGCGGAUGAAGCUGUCGGAUCGAGAGAAACGCGUGAAGAUCAAGUUCACCAGCAUCCUGAACGAGAUGACCGAGGAGAGGAGGCGAAAGGCGCGAGACGGAGGCGCCGAGCCCCCGUCCUUCGCAGAAGGAUUCGCGGGAGCCUCGUGCCACUUCAAACUGCCGGCGGAGCGCUGCGUGACGGCGGCCAAGUACGCGGCGGCCGGCGGCGGAGGGACGGCGCUGAUGCGGGCGGACCUCGAGAGGCCCCUCUGGCUGGUCUCUCGCGAGUUCGUGGUGCUGACGAGGACGCCGCUGACUUUCGCCCGGCCCUCGUACUGGGGCACGCCGCCGGACACGUCGCGCGUGACGCUCACGCGCGUGCUGUUCCCGGACGAGGACGACCGCCGGGACUCCGCCGUCGUGGACCUCACGGACGACACGGAGCCGGCCGACGGCGAGCUCCCGUUCAAGACUCUCGUCGACGACCCGCCUCGGCGCGUCUUCGUGUACAACAUGGUGCAGGACGUCGUCACCUUCCGGCGGUUGAACUCGAGUCGAAGGUCGCUAUUCCUGUUCUCGCUGCGGACCGGCGCCCUGAAGGUCGCGCCCGCUCCCGAGACGAUGGUCGGCCCCGCCCUUCCGGUCGUGACCUCCGUGUCCGGCGUGUCGUCCGUCGGGGCGCUCCCGAGUCCGGCGGCGAUUGGCCUGCGCGAGGUGUCCGUGAGCGUGCCGGCUUACGAGCGCGGCCCCGGCUCGGGCUCCGGCGCGCCGCCCGUCGUGCUGCAGCGAGAAGGUCUCGGGCCGACGCGGGCGAAAGCCCCCGCGCCGCCGGGCCCUCGGUCCCGCCCUGGAACUCCCGAAGUGCGGCGCCCCAAGCGCCUUGCCCCGAACCGACGUGUGAAGACGAGCGCGUUCUUUCUGAGCGAAGGGGAGAUCCGACACGACUUGGCUCACGUUUAGCGAGACAAGAAUUGGUGACGUCACUAUCGAAUGAGUCGUGACGAAAUAUAUGAACGUCUUCCGUUUGCUCCUAUUUAAAAUUUCACCGUUUGUAAAAUAAUAAAAAUAUCGUCCCUUCCUUCCUUAAGGCAGUCUCAGUCGGGAUAAUAAAAUAAAAUAAAUAAAAUAAUAACUUCUUUUUUAUUCGCAGUUUCAGGAAGGCGUUCAAUUCCUCCGGGUUACUUAAUAAUUAUUGCGAGAGCGAAAUACUGUUCGGUGGAACGUGAUAUGACGAAUUUAUUAAAAAUCGAUGGAGAUAAUAAAUAAGGCGACAAUCAUCUUCUACCGAUCGACGACAUUGAUUCGUUAAAGAUAAUUGCACACACUAUGUUCAAUAAUAUUCAAUUAAAUACUUAGCUAUGUAGAUUUGUAUAACAAAAACAAUAAAACAUCCCUUACAA